CUCAUAUGAAGUAUGGCAGGAAUUUAUAUAUAUUGAAAUAUCAAUUGAGAGAAAAAAGUUUGACUAGAAAUACCAGUUCAGAGCCGCCUCCUUAAUUCCAAUUUCCAACCAAUAAAACACGCUUAAAUAAAUCACCUUAGUAUCAUCCAGUUUCCAGGCAGAUAGAUAGAGAAAAAGAGAAAGAGAAAAACAAAGAAAGAAGGGAAAGGAAAAUCAUGUUGACGAACUUGAUUAACAAUGAUGGAGUGAAAGGUGACAUAGAAGGAGGAAACCUGCUCUAUCCAGGCAUCGGAAAUGUCGAAAAUGAGCUGCGUUGGGGUUUCAUUCGCAAAGUUUACUAUAUCCUCGCCGCUCAGAUCCUCUUAACCACCGUUGUCUCCGCCGUCACCGCCCUUUACACUCCCAUUAACCAACUCCUCAGUGGCAAUAUCGUCCUCCUCAUUCUCCUCAUUUUCCUACCUCUCAUAUUGUUGUGGCCCUUGUAUAUCUUUCAACAAAAGCAUCCAUUGAAUUUUGUUUUCCUUGGUCUCUUUACUGUUUCCUUGAGUUUUGGUGUUGGUGUAACCUGUGCUAAUACAGAUGGAAGAAUUGUUCUUGAAGCCUUGAUCUUGACAUCAGCUGUAGUUUUAUCUCUUACUGGUUACACAUUUUGGGCUUCCAGAAAUGGCCAGGACUUCAGCUUUUUGGGUCCAUUUCUCUUUGCUAGCCUCUCUGUACUUUUCUUGGUUGGAUUUAUACAGAUAUUCUUCCCUCUUGGAUCUACAGCUAGUGCUAUUUACAGUGGAAUCAGCGCUAUAGUUUUCUGCGCGUAUAUUGUGUAUGACACAGACAACUUGAUUAAGAGGUUCACGUAUGAUGAGUACAUCUGGGCAUCUGUCAAUCUUUACUUGGACAUUCUGAACCUCUUUUUAGACAUUUUGCAGUUGCUAAGGCAGUGAAACAACUAGGUGUGCAAUAUAAUAAAUGUGCAUAUUUGAAAUUCUUUUAUGAAUAUAGCUUUGAUUUUCAUGAAUAUGAAUGGAAGUUGGCUAUGUAGAUAGAUAUUGCACAUCUCUCUACUUACAUACUCUGUAAAUUGUACUCACAAAUUCGUGCUUUGAUCUUUUCAAGUAUAGUAAGGUGGAAUUUCCAGCAUAAAGUUUCAUUGA
This is a messenger RNA of Nicotiana attenuata, 1148 nucleotides long. RefSeq names its product BI1-like protein. Bases 216 to 938 code for a protein of 240 amino acids. NCBI's taxonomy places the organism in Eukaryota, Viridiplantae, Streptophyta, Magnoliopsida, Solanales, Solanaceae. Gene Ontology annotation, cellular component: membrane. The record is from RefSeq and is a predicted model, not a curated record. The transcript is spliced from 4 exons.